Molecule: messenger RNA, 12069 nt
Organism: Pongo pygmaeus (Bornean orangutan)
Lineage: Eukaryota; Metazoa; Chordata; Mammalia; Primates; Hominidae
Gene: MMP16
Product: matrix metallopeptidase 16
Exons: 11
Coding region: 769-2655 (628 amino acids)
Biological process (GO): skeletal system development; proteolysis; collagen catabolic process
Cellular component (GO): plasma membrane; extracellular matrix
Molecular function (GO): zinc ion binding; metalloendopeptidase activity
Source: RefSeq, a predicted model, not a curated record
CUCGGGGGAGAUACUGUGGAAGAGCUGUGCUCAAACCAGGGCCCUUGUGGCGGGCUGGAUACCUCCGGUGCGCCCUACCGUAGUGGGGAAUCCUUUAUGAGCCGUCUCCUUUAAGAAGCGCGCGUGCGUGUGUGUCGGGCUGUGUGUAUGCUCGUGUGUGUGUGUGUCGCGGUGUGUGUCUCUGUGUGUGUAUAUGUGUGUGUGUGUGUGUGUGUGUGUGCGCGCGCGCGCCAAGGGCCCCGAGAGCCAGGCAGACCCCGGGAAGGAGGAGUUAUGUAGAUUACGGAUGAACAUUCUGGAGGGGAGCGAGGAGAGGAGGGAAGAAGCAGAGACGAGAGAGUGAGGAGCGGCGGAGGCCCUUCCCGCAGGAGCUGGGGGCGGCGGCGGCGGCGGCGGAGGAGGAGGAGUGGGCGGUGGAGGAGGAGGACGCACGGGCUGGAGGCGGUGGCGGCGGCGGCGGCUGCUGCUGCUGCGGCUGCGACUAGGCGCUUUGAGCCGGAACCGCCGGUGAACUUGGGCGCCACGUUCCCGGUGACUGACCCCGGAGGAUGGUGAACAGGAACUACUGCUGACCCUGUCUUCGCCGCUGCCUCUCGGGGGCUGCCAAGCGCGGGGCCCCUUUCUCCUCCCCUUGCCCGGCUGUGGGUGAACCUGCAGGCUCCUUACCCACCCGGAGGACUUUUUUUGAAAGGAAACGAGGGAGGGAGGGAGAGGGAGAGAGGGAGAAAACGAAGGGGAGCUCGUCCAUCCAUUGAAGCACAGUUCACUAUGAUCUUACUCACAUUCAGCACUGGAAGACGGUUGGAUUUCGUGCAUCAUUCGGGAGUGUUUUUCUUGCAAACCUUGCUUUGGAUUUUAUGUGCUACAGUCUGCGGAACGGAGCAGUAUUUCAAUGUGGAGGUUUGGUUACAAAAGUACGGCUACCUUCCACCGACUGACCCCAGAAUGUCAGUGCUGCGCUCUGCAGAGACCAUGCAGUCUGCCCUAGCUGCCAUGCAGCAGUUCUAUGGCAUUAACAUGACAGGAAAAGUGGACAGAAACACAAUUGACUGGAUGAAGAAGCCCCGAUGCGGUGUACCUGACCAGACAAGAGGUAGCUCCAAAUUUCAUAUUCGUCGAAAGCGAUAUGCAUUGACAGGACAGAAAUGGCAGCACAAGCACAUCACUUACAGUAUAAAGAACGUAACUCCAAAAGUAGGAGACCCUGAGACUCGUAAAGCUAUUCGUCGUGCCUUUGAUGUGUGGCAGAAUGUAACUCCUCUGACAUUUGAAGAAGUUCCCUACAGUGAAUUAGAAAAUGGCAAACGUGAUGUGGAUAUAACCAUUAUUUUUGCAUCUGGUUUCCAUGGGGACAGUUCUCCCUUUGAUGGAGAGGGAGGAUUUUUGGCACAUGCCUACUUCCCUGGACCAGGAAUUGGAGGAGAUACCCAUUUUGACUCAGAUGAGCCAUGGACACUAGGAAAUCCUAAUCAUGAUGGAAAUGACUUAUUUCUUGUAGCAGUUCAUGAACUGGGACAUGCUCUGGGAUUGGAGCAUUCCAAUGACCCCACUGCCAUCAUGGCCCCAUUUUACCAGUACAUGGAAACAGACAACUUCAAACUCCCUAAUGAUGAUUUACAGGGCAUCCAGAAGAUAUAUGGUCCACCUGACAAGAUUCCUCCACCUACAAGACCUCUACCGACAGUGCCCCCACACCGCUCUAUUCCUCCGGCUGACCCAAGGAAAAAUGACAGGCCAAAACCUCCUCGGCCUCCAACCGGCAGACCCUCCUAUCCCGGAGCCAAACCCAACAUCUGUGAUGGGAACUUCAACACUCUAGCUAUUCUUCGCCGUGAGAUGUUUGUUUUCAAGGACCAGUGGUUUUGGCGAGUGAGAAACAACAGGGUGAUGGAUGGAUACCCAAUGCAAAUUACUUACUUCUGGCGGGGCUUGCCUCCUAGUAUCGAUGCAGUUUAUGAAAAUAGCGACGGGAAUUUUGUGUUCUUUAAAGGUAACAAAUACUGGGUGUUCAAGGAUACAACUCUUCAACCUGGUUACCCUCAUGACUUGAUAACCCUUGGAAGUGGAAUUCCCCCUCAUGGUAUUGAUUCAGCCAUUUGGUGGGAGGACGUUGGGAAAACCUAUUUCUUCAAGGGAGACAGAUAUUGGAGAUAUAGUGAAGAAAUGAAAACAAUGGACCCUGGCUAUCCCAAGCCAAUCACAGUCUGGAAAGGGAUCCCUGAAUCUCCUCAGGGAGCAUUUGUACACAAAGAAAAUGAUAAUAAUAACAAAAAUACAUGGGACAGAACCGGUCACAAGGAAGAUGGAGAUGCCACUCGAGGCUUUACGUAUUUCUACAAAGGAAAGGAGUAUUGGAAAUUCAACAACCAGAUACUCAAGGUAGAACCUGGAUAUCCAAGAUCCAUCCUCAAGGAUUUUAUGGGCUGUGAUGGACCAACAGACAGAGUUAAAGAAGGACACAGCCCACCAGAUGAUGUAGACAUUGUCAUCAAACUGGACAACACAGCCAGCACUGUGAAAGCCAUAGCUAUUGUCAUUCCCUGCAUCUUGGCCUUAUGCCUCCUUGUAUUGGUUUACACUGUGUUCCAGUUCAAGAGGAAAGGAACACCCCGCCACAUACUGUACUGUAAACGCUCUAUGCAAGAGUGGGUGUGAUGUAGGGUUUUUUCUUCUUUCUUUCUUUUGCAGGAGUUUGUGGUAACUUGAGAUUCAAGACAAGAGCUGUUAUGCUGUUUCCUAGCUAGGAGCAGGCUUGUGGCAGCCUGAUUCGGGGCUGACCUUUCAAACCCAGAGGGUUGCUGGUCCUGCACAUGAGUGGAAAUACACUCAUGGGGAAGCUUCCAUGAUGCACAGUAUCUGCUGUUCUUCAGUCCUUUGUCUUUCUUUGUCAUUCAGUUCUAGGCCUUUCCUCUGCACGCUCAAUGCCCAGUAAAAUUUCAGGAUUAACUAAAGAAGAGGAGAAAAAGAAGAAAAGAUUCUUCUUAAAAAUUUCUAAUGUUAUUUUCCUUCUGAAGUCUGAGCCCAUUUCUGGGGGGAGAAAAAAAAAAAAGCAAAUCAGAAAACCCACGAUUUUUCUUUUUCUUUUUUUUUUUUUUUUUUUUUUUUGCUUUAAAUCAAGGGGAAAAAGAGUUUAAACAAAAAACCCACAAUUGAACUUCCAGGAAAGUGUGAAGACCCAAAACAGCUUUGUCUCCAAAGAAGAUAGCUCUCUGACUGCUUUGGAUAGUCUCCUACGCACCAUUUUGUCAGGUGGGAGAUUUGGAAUACACAUGCAGGACGUUAGACUGUUGGGACAGCCAUUUUCCAACAACCAAGGGGCCAAAAUAUCUGCAAUAUAGUAACAGCCUUAAUAAUACAUCCAUUUUUCGUUUUAUACAGCUGUUCUCAGCUAUGUCCUCAAUGUUUCAUUGCAUUUAUAUUCAUAGCUAUUUUCAAACACAACCUUUUAAUUGUUUUUGAAGUAUUUCUAAACCCCUUCUUUCCACCUUACUCCUCCAUCAUUGUGAUAAUCUUCCCAAGUUGUAUUAGGCCAUUGCCCCAGGCCUUCCAUGGGUCUGUCAGGAAUAUUCAUUACAAAGCAGAGCAAGGAGCAGUAUGUCUCUGAAGUGGAUUACAGUGGCAGUUAUUUUACAAGGAUUUGUGACACUAGUAAUAUACCCGUGUAACCCUUUGAGAACUAUCAGACCAGCUUUCAGAGUCUUAGGAUUGUCGGUCUUGUGAUCUGAUAAAUUAUAGAACUGGGCAAUGGUAAAAACAGUCACAAGUUCAAGAAGUUCAGGUUUUUAAAACAGAUAUCCUAUAAUGUCAUAUAAUUUUAAAAUGAUUUACAAGACUACAUAAAUGUGUUUAUAACAAACAGAAAUGAUGUUACUUGCCAAAAUCUUUCUGGCAAAUAAAAAAGGUAUUUUAUUAAGAUUCUCAUAAGACUGAAAUUUUAUUUGAAAAACUGAUAAUAGCCUAAGUCUUCUUUUCUUUUUUUUUAGGCAUACUGAAUUUCUGUUUUAAAAUCCAUUGCAUGAAAAUUCAAUUUGCCUUGGUAUAUGCAGUUAGCAUUGCCAUUUUAAAAAUGAAUUAAAACGAUGACUCUGAAGUUGCAUGAAUAUCCUCCAGUGCAUUACCUAUUGCAUGUCCACCAUAGUUCUCAAAGGGUUAGUGUGGCUUCUGGCAUUUAGCCAUCCAUUUGAUCACUGACAGAGCCAAGAGACCACCAAAGCAUUUCAUUGUUGAGUGUAAUUUGUCCUAACAGCAGUAUUGUCAUUUUCAUGUGACCUGCAGAGCAGGUUUGUAUCAAUAUUUUUUUCCUAGAGAAAAGUCAGCAACUGACAGACCUCUUUAUUGAUUUUUAGGAGCUGCUUCUUGCAGUGAAAGGCUUUACAGCCACUGGGCUGUGAACUUAUCAGAGAUGGUCAGAAUGAAUGCACCCCAUGAGUCAGACAUUGGCUUUGUGUGAAAGCCAGCUUUGAGGGGAUUAGCUUUUGAAACAAUGAACAGCUUGCCUUGAACUUGAUUAUUGAUCUAUUGACUGUCAUUAACAACAACUUAAACAUUGUCUUCUGUGAAAAUUUUCCUUGAAGAGUCCUGUUCUAUGUCUUUGCCCUUUGACCUUUAACUUGCAAACUGGCACAAACUGAAGGAAAUCUGGUGUUGCUUCUCCAUUGGAUUAGUUGUUCUCUAAAACCUAGUAAGCAUGAGCUGUUUCCUUAGAGUGGAGAGAGUGGUGAUGGCAGAUCUGCAGACGGACACUUUGCUCUUUACAUGCACACUCUGAAAAUGCCCUAUAGGUAGAAGUGAAUUUUAAUUUCAUUUUAAUAUAAUUUCAAGUCUAAAUUCAUCAUUUUAGUACAAAUUACAAAAACUAUAGGAAAAAAAAAAAAACCUCAAAUACUUGAAUGGCCAGUGUGGCUUUUAUAUAAAGCAGGAAUUUUAUACUAGUAAAAAUUUCUUACUCAUUUGCUAAUACACAUUUCCAGAUGAUUUUUAAUGAGUGUAGGUAUACAUUCUUAUUUGGAAAUGGAUAGUUUGGCUGCCUUGAAUUUAUAUUUAUACUCAACUUAGCAUGAAAAUUAGAAUGCCUUUUGGUUAAACUACAUGUUUAUGAUUUGGUUGGGGAAAAUAUUUUAUAAUUGUGGGUGGCAUGCUGCAAAGCCUUGCAGAUUGUUAUUUCUUACAACCUGAGCGUAUAUAGUAUGAGGCUAAGAAAAAAGAACAGUAAGAAAAGAAGAAUGGCUUUACAGUAAAAUAUCAUACAAUGUAGACAAUAUUUUAAGAGGAUAUUGGAGAUUAUGUACGCAAGGGCCAAGAAAGCAAGAAAUGAGAACCAGAGUCAGCCCUGUAGCUUUACUUCAGUGCUUCCAUUCUAGAUGAUGCUGAUAUUAUAAAGAGUUAGUCACUGCUGCUAAGCAUGGAGGACUAUAUACAUAAGCUCGUUUAUACAGUGUUUGCUUGUGGGAGGGUUUAAUCCUUUUAGGGCCUUGAUGUCAAGAAAAAAAUAACUGGAAAGUAUAUUUUGCUAAAGAUAGAAAUGAGGAACUGUGUCAUUUUGGGACAUGUGCAAAUCAUUGAGGAACUCCAUCACCCUGCAUUGAAAAUUGAUUUUUUUUCCUCUAAAAUGAGAAAGAAACUGAAUAAGCAAUCUGUUGCCUCUUUACUCAUUCAUCACAAUAUCCUGAUUCGUCAUAAGACUAUCAGUAUAUAAGGGCUAGAAAAUAAUCAUAGCAUUAAGAAGGAAGGAGUCUAUCAUUAUGCUUGAAUUCUGGCAAAUGUCAUGAAUAAGGGUUGGGUCAUACUUAAUAUGAGACAAGAUUUAUGUGAUAAGCAAAGGCAUAUAAGGCUGCUCUUUUGACUAGAACAUUUCAGUUAUCAGGCUGUACUAUUACAAGAGAUAAGAAGACAAUAAGGACAAUGUAAUCACAAACACUGGGAUUCCGUUUGUUUAUUGUACACCAGCUACUGUGUGGGUAUGGUUCCUGACUCCUCUUCUACUUGAGGUUUGGGGAAAAAGUCUCAAUCCAAAUGGAACAGUGAAUGGGAAAGUAAUUCAUCUAGCACAUAAGAAUAGUGAUUCAAAACCAAUGUGGAAUAAAUUUCAAUGGGUCAAUAACAUAAGGUGUCAGUUCAGUAUUAGUAGAGAUAUGCAAGGCAUAAAAUAUUUUCAUCACCCCAUCACUAAUAACAUGAAAAGCUCAGACAUAGGAUUUCCCAAAUUGAAAUGAAAACACAUUCAUGCCUGCAAAAAUAAUUCUGCUUCUGCUUCAUUUCUCAUUACUUUAAUAUAAACACAAAUGUAAACAAGGUAAUGUUCUUCACAUAAAAUGACCAUAUAGUUAAGAAUUUUAGUAAAAUAUUGUCGUUCUGUAUAUUAUUAAACAAAUGCAAUGAAGUAUUAAAAUAGCUGAUCAGUUUGAAUUUCCUGUAAAGCAGUAAUUCCGCAUCAGAAUUGUAGAUAAGGUUGUGAAUUUAUUGACUCAUUUCAGAACAGUGUCUGUUGACAUGGCAGUCAGAGCAGGUGAAUACAGAUGCUCUUUCUGAUUGCAAAGGUUAUAGAGCUAAAUUAGACAGCAUUAUGUGAUACUAGCAAAGACAACUUCUGUUAUAAAUCAGAGGGCAAGGCUUUUCUGAAUCGAUGUGAUAAAUUACUAAGUAAUGAUUACCAAAAAUAAUUACUAAGUAAUAAAGGAUACAGACUGGUUUACUGAAAUAAGCAAGUGUUACAUUUAAUAAUUACCUGUAAUCUUUUUUUGUUAACACAUAAUUUGGCCAUUUCAUAUACUGUGUACCUAUUUUCAUUCCCUCCCUGUGAGUCAUUAAAAAACACAAUGUGGUGGAUAAGAACAUUGUCCAAACUUCACUGCUAGUUCCAAUACAUAGAUGAUGGUGUAUAAACUGGAUUGUAGGGGUAGUCAUAUUUGCAAGUUCUACGUAUUAUGCUAAUAUAUCUAGUAUGGUACACAUACACGUCCACACUUUGGAUCUUACAGUAGAAUAAAUAGUGUGUCUAGUGUGUCCAUAUUAACUAAACUGAAAGUGCUAUCUGAAGAGGAGUGGAUGUUAUAAGCAAACAAACUGAGUUAAACUGAGUCAUGAAAAAAUAUAUAUUUUAAAGUUUUUGAAAUCAUUUCCAGAAACUAAUAAAGGGAAUUAUUUACUAGUAGUAUUGAGUCUGUGAGAUUAUAGUAUAUACUGAAACAAUCUUCUGGAUGGUGGUAAGGUCUUUUUUAGCAAACACAGUGAAGAGCUUAUUUCAUUUCUGAUGCUUUCAAGAGCAUAUUCCAAAGUAUCACAGAUGUCAAAUAGAAUAUGCUACAUAAACCAAAAAUGUACAUUUCAGAUGACCUAUUACAGCAAUCUCAGCCAAUAUGUAAUAUCACAAAAUGUGUCAAGUCAAUCAUAUAAGAGGAUCUAAUCAUUUGGCUGUAUUUAAUGUACCUUCAUGAUGUUGAUAUAUUGUAACCACAGGAAAUAGGUGCCAGAGCAUAUGUAGUUAAGUUACAGGCUCCACGUUGCCUAGGAGGGAAUCAUAACUACAUCAGAAAAUUUUUAACAGUUAUAUUUUAAAAAUUAGAAUUUUAUGUAAUAAAUAAAGCAGCAACCAGGAAUAGCAACCCAACAUAAAUAUGAAAGCUAAUUAUUACAUUUAAUAAAUAUAAUGGAAAUGGAGGAGGAAAAAUGAGUCUUUUGUUAAAUAUAAAGACAAACUAUAACACUCCUUGAUAAUACAACUGGAAAUUUUACUUUAGCAAGCAUAAAAUAGUGGAGAAAAAAAUGCAACUUCAAGCUCUUUGCACUAGUGAUGAUUAUGUGAUAUAUCAAUGUAAUAUUUAGCCAGUGGUCAUUAGAUGUUACUGUGCUUAAACACAUCUGAUACUCAUGCAUUGCCUUACAGGCUAAAAAUGUUAGAGGUAGGUGUUCAGUAACCUCAAGUUGGAAAGAUAUAUAAUGUUAGAAUCCCCUGAGACAAGCCAUUUCCCUGAAAUAGAAAUUUACCUCAAUAAUCAUGUAACCUAAAACACUUGGCAUAGUAGCAAAGAAGUUGCCUUAGUGUUCUAGUCUCAUCUAAUUGUGACCUUUGUCUUUCAUGUACUUCUGAAAUCAUUUUCUGCUUUUUCCAUUGGUGUGAUUUUGACACAAUUCUGAAAUAUUUCAGGUAAGAUUAAUAACAUCCAAUUACAAAGAUAUGUUUCAAUAUUUUAUACAUAUGUCUACUUUGAAAGUUAAACCAAUAGUAUAGAAAGCCUAAGAAUGAACACUGAUUGGACAUACUCACAGAAAUUAAGGGAAAAACACACGAUAUUGUAAAAUUCCUGUCAAUGUUUGAGUAGAAUACAGAAGUACGUAGCAGUCUUCAAUUUUUAAACACAAUUAUGAGCUUAUAACUGGACAUGACAUGCAUCAUUUAUUAGAACAUUAUUAAUUAUUUAUACUAAGUAAGGAUACAAGAUCACAGAAGCUUAGUGUUAUAACAGAGACUUCACAGACAUUCAUAACUAAUGCUUUCUAAGGAAAAUAAGGGCAUAACCCAGAACUCAUGGUCAGUGCAGAGUAAGUAUAGAAAGUUAUGUAUGAAAGACAUUUAUUUAUAGAGAUUUCUGAGGAUUCUAUGCCUUUUCAACUUAAAGAUGAGUGUGUCUUAGAAUUUGUUGUAUGCAUCAUUGGACUGGGGAUAAUAUUCAAAUGUGCACUCAGCGUGUCCUCACAUUAAAGGGCACAUUGAACAGUAUAGGAAAAUACAUCAUAAACUAGAAUGUUGUACAGAUUCAUAUAACUUUCCCAUGUGCUCUGCUAUAGAGCUGAAUUUAUAUGCCCUUAAAAAGGGAUAAGAAUCAACUAAAUAUAAAUACGGAAAUAUACUUAUGUUAGGUCACUUAGCUUCAGAGCAAGAUGUCAUUAACCUUUAUUUCACAGAGAAAAACUGGAAGAAAAGAAUGGUGAACAAGAAUAAAAUGAUAAACUUUUUGGCUUAUAGAGAUGUUUCUUGGGAAUUUUUUCCACUUGUUUUUAUCCAUGAAAAAAAUAUCAGUCACAGUACAGACAUUUCUGUAGUAUUUGGUCUGUGGGUAAACUGGAUCCCAGGCAGAAUACUUUUUGACACAGGCCUUUUUAUACACGCUUUAUAUAUGAUGAAGCUUUGGUGAGAUGUGACUGCAUGGUAGGAUGCAUUUUCCUAGGAUAGGAUAUGGUGCUGCUUGUACUUGCCACCUUUUAUAUGAAUGUAUGUCGCUACAUUGGCCUGUCUUGCCAAGAUAUGGUUGAAUAAAGCCUGGUGUGAGCUGUCUAUUUGAAAAGUCACUAGGAUGCAUGUUUCAUUUGCUGUUACAUAAUGCCAGUUUGAACCUGUUUCCUCUAUAUAUUAACAAUCCAAUUGUUAAGAUAAAAUAUACUUUGCUUGAAUGAAUGAUUUUGGUAGUAAUAUGAGAGUUAUCCUUAGAUCAAUGUUAUAAUUUUUGCUAUUGCUGAAAUACCGUCACAGAGGCCACAUUAUUGGCUGUCUUCUCACAGCUUUUUAGUAUAUACCAUUGCCUGAGUAAAAUUAGGUUUUUAGGUCUUUUUGGCAUUUACUUCUUUUAUAGCUGAUGUGGAAUCAAUUAUUCCUUUAUAUGUUCAUAGUACAAAAUUUCACUAUCUUAAUUACUUCCAAACAAACAAUUUCCAAGCAAGGGUAUGUGUGCCUGGUUUUUCUGCUCCUCCAAUUCUAAGAUCGUUAUUUGUUUGCCUUCUGUUUCUCACCCAAAAAUACAGAUGGUUGGGAAAGAUACAUCUUACUGAGUUGUCCUAUACAGUCUCUGUCUAUAUUUGCAUUUCUUUCUGUUUCUACCUUGCCUUUUUUUUUUUACACAGAUUUGGUUUUCCCUUCCCUUUGUGAAAACCAGAAUUGAGUAGCAUUGUACAUCAGAGAUGGUACCCAGGAAAUGUCUUUGUUCCUCAGUAUUUUUCUUCAAAACUUACAUGCAGAGACAGUCCCAGCAAAGUUGACAUACAUCCCAACCUCUCUCACUGGCUUUUCUAACUUUUUAUAGAGCUAUUCCCCUGAGAAAAGUGAAAUGCUGAGUGUGAUGGGUAUUGUCUGUUGAUAGGAUAGCUAAGGAAAUUUGCUUUUGGAGAAUGUAUAUUAAAUAAUUAUACAGGAAAGUAGUCACGUAUAGUGUUCUGUUUAAGGUACAUCAUGGGUACAUAAAUGCCUAAAACCUUCAUCCUUUGGUCUAUUUCUCUGUAUCAUCCUUUGGUCUAUUUCUCUGUAUGUGUAAAUUACAUAUAUAUUAGAAAGAGAGAUAGAAUAAAAGAAUUAGGGGUGUUACAGAGGCAGCUUUUUGCUGCCUUGGUUUUGACUGUAUCAGCAUUUCUAUUGCAGACCUCUAUUUUCAGGGGUUUUAGAGACUCAACCACAAAAAUUUGUUUCAGGCUUAACAGUUUUGAAAGAUUUUUUUAGGUAUCUAAUUUUAAACAAAUAGAUCUUGUUUUUAUAUUAUAGGAGGGAAAUAAAUGGAGUUUACUAGUUCAAUUUUGCGCUAAUGUAACUUUUAAUAAACUUAACUUUUUAAACAAAAUCAUAAAAUCUAAUUAGUUCAUAGUUGGUUGAUGCUUUUUUAAAAGAAUCAAUUAUUGACCUUGAGAAACUUGCCUGCUUCAUCAGUAUAGUAACCUAUCUUUAAGAUAUUUUAAAACGUGUAUACCUAUAUUAACAUUAUCUUGAUUCCAGUGGCGGAUCAGUAUGAUAAUGCAGAUUUAUGACAUCCAUAUAAGCUAUCUGGUAAUAUAGAUUUGGGAAUAUAGUAUAUAUGAUACAUAUAUACAUAUUUACUAGAUAGAUUAAGGAGAAAAAGCUCCCAUAAACUUAGUUUGUCAAAUAAAUACCAUAUAUUAAAAAAAUGCACAGACAUUUAUCAUUCAGAGUCAGAAUGAGAUUCAAGUAAUUGCAAAGGGAAGUUGUCUCUUGGGUAAACAAUACACAUUUUAUAGCUUCUUGUGAAACUAAUUUUUUCCUUUAUAUUGUGGUUAUGGGAAAGUAAAAGAAUUAAAAUUAAUACGACUUUAUUUAAAUAACAUUAAACUGUGAAGCAGAGAGAAACGCCAGGAAAUUAAAUAUUUAGGCCAUUAUCUUGUGGUUGUCUGACAAUACUUCACCUUUCUUUUAAUUCCCCAUGAUGUUUUCAGUUAUGGAGAAGUAUUAAAAUCUAGAUUUAAGUUUCUGCAUUGUUCUCAUUACACUCAACACUAUUUCAUUAAGUUCUUGAUAAUAUGUAGUCUUCUGUGUGCAAGGAAAGAAAUAAAUAACACAUUUAUUUGCUGAAUGAGUUUUAAGGUGUGCAAGUUGUAGUGAUGUUUUUCCCACACAGGAUUCUAUACAUUUAUACCAUCUUAAAUCUGGCAUUUUUUUUUUCAGAUAGCUUCUACUGACAAACACAAAGCUUGUUUGUGUGCAAAUAUAAGGCUAAAUAAAUGGUGCUAAAGUGUAUUAUGACUGUCAGAUAAAAUCAGGCAAAAUUUUGUGGUGCUUAAAUUAAUUUUUUCAUUGAUUUUAUUGAUCAGUGCAUUGAACAGUGUCUAUUAUUCACAAGUUGUCUUUUAUUAGUAAAUCAAGGCCUCAUAGCACAUUGUUAAAUAAAGUGGUUGACUAGUCUAUGUAACAGCUCACCAAGCUACUAUCUCUUUUAACUCCUUAUAAUGUUGCGUCAUUAAAGGUCAAGGGGUCAUGCUAUUAAUCUCAUUGCUAUAGACCAUUAACAUGACUGAACUUUUCCACAAAGUACUUAUGUUUACAAUGCUAUAACCCUUUGACUGCUGCGGCAACCUUUAACCACACAAAUGUCACAAGCUAGAAUCAUCAGCAUGGUUCUUGCCAUGGCAAUCAAAGAGUUAAGGGCUGUGCAGUGAUUUGUUUUGUAUUUAUUAAUUUAUAUUUAUUUUGUUUCCAUUCAAGGAGGGGAUUGGGGUGGGGCAGUUUUUGUCUGCUGUAAGUGUCUUAACCUAGGGAAGGGUUAAAUGGCUUUUUAUACUAUUGCAUCUUCUGUAUUUACCAUCAAUUCAUUGUGUUGUAAUUAAAAGAAACUGUCAAUAAAUAAGAGAACAGAAAAA